UACCUUAUCUAUUUGUGAAGAGGACAUUUACUGUUUUAUAUCAUCAAAUGCAUAUAGACUUUAGGUUACCCCCAGAAGUUAAAAUAAUUGAUUUUUAAAUUGCUUGUAUAUAAAGGAUUGCUGCUAUUGAAAUAUGCAUCUGACCAGCAACAGCAUCAACUUUAUAUUGGUAGUUGCACUGAUUAUGAUGUUUAACCAGCAUGUAAUAAGCAAGAAUUUAAAAUACAGGAUUUUCGAGGAACAGAUGAUUGGGUCGAUUGUAGCAAGGCUAUCAGAGGAUGUGGCUGAUAUUCUGUCCAAGCUGCCUAACCCAUCUUUGGUCCGGUUUCGUGCAAUGCAAGGAGGCAAUUCUCCAUUGCUUACAGUCAAGGAGGAAAAUGGAGAAAUCAGCAUAGGAGCUAAGAUUGACCGAGAACAGCUUUGCCAGAAAAACUUAAACUGCUCCAUAGAGUUUGAUGUAAUCACACUGCCAACACAGCAUCUGCAGCUCUUUCACAUAGAAGUAGAAGUAUUGGAUAUAAACGAUAACGCUCCCCAGUUCUCAAGGGCACUGAUUCCAAUAGAAAUAUCAGAGAGUGCUGCAGUGGGUACCCGGAUCCCCCUGGAUAGUGCCUUUGACCCAGAUGUAGGUGACAAUUCCCUUCACACGUACUCACUUUCUGAAAACGAUUAUUUUAAUAUAGAGGUAAGGACCAGAACUGAUGGGGCAAAAUAUGCAGAACUUGUGGUGGUGAAAGAAUUGGAUAGGGAGCUACAAGCUAGUUAUGAGCUCAAGCUCACUGCCUCAGAUAUGGGGGUGCCUCAGAGAUUUGGAUCAUCGAUUCUGAAGAUAAGUAUAUCUGAUUCUAAUGAUAACAGCCCAGUGUUUGAGAAGCAAUCUUAUGUUAUUGAGUUACCUGAGAAUUCCCCAGUGGGAAGUUUGCUGAUCGAUCUUAAUGCUACCGAUCCAGAUGAAGGCGCUAAUGGGAAGGUUGUGUACUCCUUUAGCAGCCACGUGUCCCCCAAAAUUACAGACACCUUUAAAAUGGACUCUGAAAGAGGGCAAUUAACUGUAAUCAAACAAGUGGACUACGAGACCACCAAAUCCUACGAGAUUGAUGUGCAGGCCCAAGAUUUGGGACCCAAUUCUAUUCCAGCACAUUGCAAAAUUAUCAUAAAUGUAGUUGAUAUUAAUGAUAAUAAACCUGAAAUUAAUAUCAAUUUGAUGUCUCCUGGGAAAGAAAUUGCUUAUAUUUCAGAAGCUGCGCCCCUGGAUACAUUUGUAGCACUCGUUAGGGUACAGGACAAAGAUUCUGGGCUAAAUGGUGAAAUAGUCUGCAAACUUCAUGGGCAUGGACAUUUUAAACUUCAAAAAACUUAUGAAAACAACUAUCUGAUUUUAACUAACUCCUCACUUGAUAGAGAAAAGAGGUCUGAAUACAGUUUAACAGUAAUUGCAGAGGACAAGGGAAUGCCAAGUCUGUCUACAGUAAAGCAUUUUGCAGUACAAAUAAGUGAUGAAAAUGACAACCCUCCACGUUUCCAGACAAACAGAUUUGAAUAUUUUAUUGUGGAGAACAACUCCCCUGGAGCACACAUUACUACUGUAAGGGCCACAGAUCCAGAUCAAGCAGAAAAUGGUCAAGUUACAUACACCAUCUUGGAGAGUUCCAUUCAAAGCAGUUCUAUUACUACCUAUGUGACUGUUGACCCAUCAAAUGGCGCAAUCUACGCGCUCAGAGCAUUUGAUCAUGAAGAAGUCAACCAGAUUUCAUUUAUAGUGCAGGCCAGGGAUGGAGGGGUUCCACAACUUUCUACCAACGCAACCAUUAUUCUGACUAUUGUAGAUGAAAAUGAUAAUGCUCCUGUAAUUGUGGAUCCUAUCUUGCAUAAUCACACAGCAACUGUUCUAAUCCCAAGAAGAGAAGCUGACAGUGGUUAUUUAGUUACAAAAGUAAAGGCCACAGACAGGGACUCUGGAAUGAACGCUGAAAUGAGUUGCUCCAUAUCAUCAGGGAAUGACUAUAAUAUUUUUGUACUGGAGCCCAACUCGUGUGAAUUAUACCUCAACAUGAGUCUAGAAAGUACUGCUUUCAGAGAAUGGGAUAUUUCAAUUAUAGUACAGGACAAAGGGAACCCCCCUCGAACAACCAAAUCACUCCUUAAAUGUAAAGUCAUUGAAUAUUUUGAUAUUCCUCAGAGUACAGAUGACACUGCAGUCCAGCCUAGUAUGGAUGUCUCCAUGAUCAUCAUAAUUUCAUUGGGAGCAAUUUGUACAGUGCUUUUGGUCAUCAUGGUAUUUUUUGCUACUCGCUGUAACCGAGAGAAAAAGGACAACCGCUCUUACAAUUGCAGGGUUGCAGAAUCAACAUACCAGCAUCAUCCAAAAAGACCCUCCAGACAAAUCCACAAAGGGGACAUUACUUUAGUGCCUACUAUGAGUGGUACCCUGCCUAUCAGAUCUCACCAUCACUCAUCACCUUCUCCAUCCCCAACUCUAGAACGUGGACAAAUGAGCAGCAGGCAAAGUCAACACAGUCGUCAAUCGCUAAACAGCCUCAUGACAAUAUCAUCUAACCACGUCCCGGAUACAUUCGCAUUGGAGUUAACUCAUGCCACUCCUGCAGUCGAGGUGUCCCAACUCCUCUCCAUGCUUCAUCAGGGCCAGUAUCAACCAAGACCAAGCUUUCGAGGAAACAAAUAUUCCAGGAGCUACAGAUAUGCCCUUCAAGACAUGGAUAAAUUUAGUCUGAAAGACAGCGGGCGUGGGGACAGUGAAGCUGGUGACAGCGAUUAUGAUUUGGGCAGAGAUUCUCCAAUUGACAGACUUCUGGGAGAGGGAUUCAGUGAACUUUUCCUCACUGAUGGGCACAGAAUUCCUGCAGCUAUGAGGUACUGCACAGAUGAAUGUAGGGUUCUAGGCCAUUCUGACCAGUGCUGGAUGCCUCCUCUGCCGUCCCCAUCCUCUGACUACAGAAGCAACAUGUUCAUCCCUGGAGAGGAGGUCCAGACCCCACAGCAACAGAACAAUCAGCAGCCAACUCAGCAGCAUGAACCCCAACUGGAGGAGGAAAUGCAUUCUGUUGAUCAGAAUGAAAAGAAAAAGAGCUUUUCUACUUUUGGCAAAGAAUCUCAGGAAGAAGACUCUGCAGAAGCUUGCACAUCUUCCCUCCUCACGGAAAUGAGCAAUGUUUUCCAACGUCUCUUACCUCCAUCUAUGGAUGCAUAUACUGAUUGCAAUGAAGUAGAUCGCACAAAUUCAUUGGAACGCAGGAAAGGACAAAUGUCAGCUAAGGCUGUAAGUUACCCCCAAGGGGUAGCUGCAUGGGCGGCAAACAAUCACUACCAAAACCCUAAUAAUGUUGGGCCAUCUAUAGGCAGCCACUCUAGUGCACAACCAUCCUCCAAGUGGUUGCCAGCAAUGGAGGAAAUUCCAGAGAACUAUGAAGAAGAUGACUUUGAUAAUGUACUUAAUCACCUUAAUGAUGGAAAACAUGAACUUAUGGAUGCCAGUGAGCUGGUAGCAGAAAUUAAUAAACUGCUUCAAGAUGUGAGGCAAAACUAGAUGUUUUAGAAAGCCCAUUCUUCCAUAUUUAUGGAAAAUUAAAAGAAAGAAAACCUUAUUGCCAGUCAGUUGCAUUUAUAAAAAUGUGUCUGUGUAUGUAUAUAUUUAAAAGACUAUUUUCAUAUGUACACAGCAGGUGUGACUAUAUCUGUAUUUUAAAAAUACAUUUGUAUCUUAUAUUUAUGUGUAAUUUAAAUAAAUAAAUUAUAUUUUUUUACUUUGUAUGAUAUGUUUUAAUAAAUAUAUACAUUUUGAACUUUUCACUCUAGCAAAUCAAAGUACACAUAUGUACAGAUAUUUGUAAACUCACAGUUAUCACAGCAAUGCAAAAUGUCAUUCAAUAGUACUAUUUAUAUGUUGAUCCACCACUUGUAGAUACAAUUGUCACUUGUUCUAAUAUAACUUUCAAAAAAUAAAGUGUUGCCUCAGUUUAGUUUUA
Molecule: messenger RNA, 3983 nt
Organism: Bombina bombina (fire-bellied toad)
Lineage: Eukaryota; Metazoa; Chordata; Amphibia; Anura; Bombinatoridae
Gene: PCDH18
Product: protocadherin 18
Exons: 4
Coding region: 134-3544 (1136 amino acids)
Biological process (GO): homophilic cell-cell adhesion
Cellular component (GO): plasma membrane
Molecular function (GO): calcium ion binding
Source: RefSeq, a predicted model, not a curated record